Molecule: messenger RNA, 9814 nt
Organism: Monodelphis domestica (gray short-tailed opossum)
Lineage: Eukaryota; Metazoa; Chordata; Mammalia; Didelphimorphia; Didelphidae
Gene: SCUBE2
Product: signal peptide, CUB domain and EGF like domain containing 2
Biological process (GO): signal transduction
Cellular component (GO): cell surface
Molecular function (GO): calcium ion binding
Source: RefSeq, a predicted model, not a curated record
GCGGGCGUGAGCAGCGGCUGUCAGAGUGUCAGACGGCCGGCGGGCGCCCUCCCUCACGCGCACUCGCGCCCCCUCCGGCGGCGGCGGCGGCCGCUCCGCUCCCGGGACUCCUGCGCUCCCACCGCUCCGGCCACCUCCGCCUCCGCCAUGGGGGGUCGGGGUUGCGGCUGCUCUGGGGCGGUCAGGGCGCCGUCGUUGCUCCCGCUGAUCCUGCUGCUAGCGCCGCUCCUGGCCUCGGGGUUGUUACCGUCCCCACUGCCGCCCGAGGAUAUGGAUGAGUGUGCCAGAGGAAUUGAUAACUGCCAUGUAGAUGCCAUCUGUGAGAACACACCACACUCCUAUAAGUGCUCCUGCAAGUCUGGUUACCAAGGAGAGGGCAAGCACUGUGAAGACAUUGAUGAAUGUGAUAAUGAAUUCAACGGAGGCUGUGUACAUGAAUGUUUUAACAUUCCAGGCAAUUAUCGCUGCACUUGUUAUGAUGGCUUCAUGUUGGCUCAUGAUGGUCAUAAUUGUCUUGAUAUGGAUGAGUGCCUGUUUAACAAUGGUGGCUGCCAGCACACAUGUAUCAACACCAUGGGGAGUUAUGAGUGCCAGUGUAAGGAGGGGUUUUUUCUGAGUGACAACCAGCAUACAUGCAUUCACCGCACAAAAGAGGGCUUAAGCUGUAUGAAUAAAGAUCAUGGCUGUGGUCACCUCUGCAAGGAAACCCUGGAGGGAGGAGUAGCAUGUGAAUGCAGGCCUGGUUUUGAACUUGCCAAGAACCAAAGGGACUGCAUCCUGACAUGUAAUCAUGGAAAUGGCAGAUGUCAGCACACAUGUGAGGAUAAAGAUGAAGGUCCUGAGUGUAGUUGCCACCCAGAAUAUAGGAUGCACACAGAUGGGAGAUCCUGCCUGGAGAAAGAAACUUAUACCCUGGACCUAGUGGAAAGCAAUGUAACAUCAUCAGUAGCUGAUGUUGACAAACGAGUAAAAAGAAGACUACUGAUGGAGACAUGUGCCGUAAACAAUGGUGGCUGUGACCGGACAUGUAAGGACACAUCUACUGGUGUUCAUUGUAGCUGUCCUAUGGGAUUCACACUCCAGUUUGAUGGGAAAACGUGUAAAGAUAUUGAUGAGUGCCAGAAUGGUAAUGGAGGCUGCGAUCACUUCUGUAGAAACACUGUCGGCAGUUUUGAUUGCAGUUGCAAGAAAGGAUUUAAAUUAUUAACAGAUGAAAAAUCUUGUCAAGAUAUUGAUGAAUGCUCUUUUGAAAGGACCUGUGACCACACAUGCAUCAAUCAUCCUGGCACCUUUGAGUGUGCUUGUAAUAAAGGAUACACCUUGUAUGGUUUCACGCAUUGUGGAGACACUAAUGAGUGUAGUAUCAAUAAUGGAGGCUGCCAGCAGAUCUGUGUGAACACCAUGGGAAGUUUUGAGUGCCAGUGCCUCUCAGACCACCAGCUCCACUGGAACAGGAAGGAUUGUGUGGAAAUAAAGGGAUUCCUUCCUGGUAACACAUCCCCUAAAGCAUCAUUGCACUGUAGUAAGAGAGGUGGAGUGGAUGUCUGCUACCUAAACUGCCCCUCAGAUGUCCAUUUCUCUCCAGGAUAUCAAGAUGCCUACUCCGUCACCUGUGGUGCCUCUUCUCAGCCUGGGAGUCGACUACUUAAAUCUAAUGAUUCUGCUUUAUUGGAUGUUGCUACCAUCAGGACAAGGGUCACCUUUAAGCUUAAUGAAGGCAAAUGUAAUUUGAAAAAGUCUGAUCUGCUUCCAGAUAGCCUACCGCAAAUGAUACAAGAGAAGUACAGCUCAGUAAAGGAGGGCUUCCGCUAUGUAAACCUUACAUGUGGGUCUGGCAAGCAAAUCCCUGGUGCCUUUGGCAGACCAACCAUGACUAAAGAAAUGUUUAUCAGUGUUGACUUUGAGCUUGAAGCGAACCAAAAGGAAGUGACAGCAUCCUGUGAUCUGAGCUGUGUUCUAAAGAAGACAGAAAAGAAAUUACGUAAAGCCAUCCGCACACUUCGGAAAACAGUUCACCGUGAGCAGUUCCACCUUCGUUUGUCAGGAUUGGAUUUUGAAGUAGCAAAGAAAUUACCCAGAGUUCCUGAACAUCUUACAGAUCCCUGUGGCUUGGGGCAAGAGCACAUAAAGGGCAAAUGUGUCUCUUGCAGUAUUGGAACAUAUGAUGGAGGACAAGAGAGAUGCAUUUUGUGUCCAAAUGGGACCUACCAAGAUGAAGAGGGACAAAUAACAUGUGAACUAUGCCCAAACACAGAAGAUACCAGGAAUCAACAGGCCACAGGAGCUCGAAAUAUGUCUGAAUGUGGAGCUCAAUGCCUUCCUGGUGAAUAUUCUUCAACUGGCUUCUCCCCAUGCCUACCCUGUCCCCUGGGAACAUACCAGCCUGAAGUUGGCCGUACUUCUUGCUUUCCUUGUGCAGGAAGUUGGUGGGGAGAACUCACUACCAAACAUCCUGGUGCUACCACUUUCCAGGACUGUGAGACCAAAGUUCAGUGUUCACCUGGACAUUUCUACAACACCACAACUCACCGGUGUAUUCGUUGCUCAGCAGGAACAUACCAACCUGAAUUUGGAAAAAAUUACUGUGUUUCCUGCCCAGGAAAUACCACCACUGAUUUUGAUGGCUCUACAAACAUAACUCAGUGUAAAAACAGACAUUGUGGAGGGGAACUAGGGGAGUUCACCGGGUAUAUUGAAUCUCCAAACUACCCUGGGAAUUAUCCCGCCAACACCGAAUGUACUUGGACCAUCAAUCCUCCUCCCAAGCGCCGAAUUUUAAUUGUGGUUCCUGAGAUAUUUCUGCCUAUUGAAGAUGAAUGUGGAGACUACCUAGUAAUGCGGAAAACCUCUUCCUCCAACUCUGUGACAACUUAUGAAACCUGCCAAACAUAUGAACGUCCGAUAGCUUUCACCUCCCGAUCAAAGAAGUUGUGGAUUCAGUUUAAAUCUAAUGAAGGGAACAGUGCCAAAGGAUUCCAAGUUCCAUAUGUAACAUAUGAUGAGGACUACCAGGAGCUCAUUGAAGACAUAGUCCGAGAUGGCAGGUUAUAUGCAUCUGAAAAUCAUCAGGAAAUACUUAAGGAUAAGAAAUUAAUCAAGGCUCUAUUUGAUGUCCUGGCACAUCCACAAAAUUACUUCAAGUAUACAGCACAGGAGUCCAGAGAGAUGUUUCCAAGAUCAUUCAUCCGAUUACUACGAUCCAAAGUGUCCAGGUUUUUGAGGCCUUACAAAUGAUUCUUCAUCUCACCAACUACAAAUGUUCAACCAGCCCCAGCCUGUGGAGCUUUCAAGGACAGAACUGUGUCUGCCACUUGCAUGCCAGUGGAAGGACGGGCAUGGCACCAAGUAUUAAUAACUCUUUGGAGUUAAUUUUUAUAGACAAUGCAAAUAUUUUGAUAAACUGAAUUGUAUGUUUUCUUUGAAGAGAUCAUGUAUACAGUUGUUUUCAGUCAUCGGGAUGCUGCAUCAGAUAACUCCAUCAGGUUUUAGGCAGAGAGAAGCUUUCAGAGGGAACCAUCUCUAUUACCAACAGAACUUCCUCAACUGCUGCAAGGAGUGGCGUGGAACAGGAAGGACUAAGGAGUAGCUUCCUGGAGCUACGUUUGAGGUCCUUCACCAUAUAGAACUCCUCUGUGUCCUUCAUACUUCUCAUUCCCUACAGUUAGAAACUGCUGAAGGGACUUCCCAAUGAUACAGUGGCAAGUGGAUCUUAAAGAUUAAUUUCCUUCUUUGAAACUGGUCUGGUUCUGUUCAAGCAGCUCAACCAUGUCAUACUCAGGAUAUAGAGAUAGAGAGCAAAAGAUCUCAAAUUUUGGGUUUCAGGCAACAAUUUUUCAGAACUGAAAUGACCAUGUUUGGGUCAAUGAGUUCCAAGUUAUGUGAUCGCAGCUCCAGGUGCUAGAGUUCUGAAAGAAUAUAAUAAAGAAUGUUUGAAAUUGAGAUACUGAAAAUAAAAUGAUGAAAAAAUUUCUAUACAAAUGUAAUAAUGAUUGCUUUCUGAUAGUCUUAUCUGUAUAGCACAUUUAUGUUUUAUUGCUUGUAUAUCAAGGAGGGAGAUGACAUUAUCACAACUUGUGCUAUUUCUGUUUAUUUUCCAAUAACCAGCCGAUUUGGUUCAUCCCAAUGAAUUUUCACUCUCCUGGGCAACCAUUUAUGGCCCGGUGGAAUCCCAGCCUCUAAAUCAGAGGAGUCCUUUCUUGUCCAUCAUAUUUCUAACACCUAGCGUUUUUUCAAAUGAUAAACUACCCCCAGUACAUCUGCCACCUCUUGCUGUUAUUAUCUGGUGAUCACCCAAGGACAUUCUUCAUAGAAUUCUUUCCAUUAUGCAUUGGGAGACCACAUGAUUGGCUUUGCUUUAUGUUGUGAAUCAACUUUCUGAUGUGUCCAUCAUAGCAACACUGUGGAAUCAAACUUGUAAUGGAAAGAGCAGUAGAAGAGCUAUAUUCAGGUUCAGGCUUUGGCAUUUAUAGCUGUAUGACUUCAGAGAAGUCUUCACCUCUCAGCAUUAGUUCCCUCAUAUGUAAAAUUGGGAUGAUGAUACAUACAUUCCUCAUGGCGUUAUGAGGAAAGUUCUUUAUAAACCAUAAAUGUGUAUUAUUCUUAUCUCAGGACUGUGUGGAUAGGUCCUGAACUGUUCCAGGCUCUUCUACAUCGUCAUCAUGCACCAAAUGACCCUGGAAAAAUUCAGGCAGCUUAUGUUUGGCUAAAUGCAGAUCUAGGCUUAAUAAGGAUUAAUAAUUAAUAGCAGCUUAACUACCACAUAGUGCUUACUGUAACUAGUAAAAGGGGCCUGUAUACUUAGAGAAAAUUUGAAGCAUGGAAAAAUUUGUGAAAGCCUGUUGGCCUGAAAUGUUUGUCAAUAGAUCUGUGGUAUCUUUAGUACCAGUAAGAACUCUAUCUAUGCAUGCCUCCUUUUUAUACCUUCUAAUCUUGUGUUAGUUCCUUCUAUAUAUCUUCCUGAGAUAAUUCUCCUACUGUGCUAAAGGCCUUCCUCUGGCUCUUUAUAUUUUAUAGGUGCCAAUUCAACACUUUGUUAUCUUCUACCAUUACUCCAUGACUGUCUCGAUAUUCUGAAUGAUGCUCAGUCAUUAUGGAUAAUGUGCUAAAGCCUGUGUUCAUCAAGAUUGUAUUGCCCUUUGGGUCACCUGCAAUUUUUAUUUUUCUGAGAUCAUAGUAUUCUAUGAUUUGUUGAUCACACAUUACUGGAGGAAUAUCAAUGUAAAAGAGAUGGGGAAGAAGAGGAGAGUGAAAUGCAAAGGGCAAGAGGAGAGAGAGAAGAACAGGUGGGAAGGAGUGCAUUUGAGAUGGGGGGAGAGAGAUUUUUCCAGUAGAAUGCAAUUAGAUAUCACUCAAACUACUGUAUGACUUCCCAAAUAUGAUCUGACUUGACUAUCUCCUAAUUUUAUUUUAGAUAUAAUUUAUUGUCCAUUGACAGUAUCUAUCUAAUAUAUAUGAACUGAUAUGAGAGAUAUGAAUGAAUGGGGGAAGCAUUUAUUCCAUGCUCCCAAAGAAUUACGAUUAAACAAUAAAGUUACAAAUAAAAAAGUCAGUCUACUCAAGAAACUCACAUUCUAAACUGGUUCAGCUGCAAGUUAUAUGGCAGAGCCCAGGAAUCCUUGGGAGUGAGAAAGCAGAUGGUAAUGUACCUCCUUUAAUGUUAUUUAUAUUGUUAUAUGUUGUUUAUAAUGUUGUUAUUUAUUGUUAUAUAUAUCCAAUGCUAAAACUAUAUGGGUUUCUAAUGUCAAUUUGGGCAGUGAGAACUUUCUUUUCUUGGUCCUUAUUAGCUGUGGCUCCAAAGGAACAAGAGUCUGCAGCAUUUGGAAAGAUAGCUGCUAGAUGUCAUUUGGUUAAGGUUAUUCCAACAGGAAGAUACAAUAACUUCUAGAGUAUCUGAAGGGUGAUCGCAUAGAAGAAGAAUUGGUCUGGCUCUUCUUGGCCCCGGAGGGUAGAACUGGGAGUCAUGAGUAGAAGCUACAGAGAAAGACAGCUCAUUAGAAGGCAAAACAUUCUAAGAAUUAAAACAGGAGGGGAAAUGACUUGCUUUGGGAAAUAGUGAGCUCCCAACAACCAUCCUUGAAGAGAUCUUCAAGAAAAAAUAAUGACAAAUUAUCAGUAGUAUAGAAUGGAUUCUUACUUAAUUCUAGAGAGGACUACAAAGCCUCUGAGGUUUCUUCUAGUUCUGAUUCUGCAAAUCCUUUAAGUUUAAAGUCUUAUUGUACCCAGUAAACACAUAAUGUGCUUACCAUUCCAUAAACAAAGUUUCCCCAAAUAAUUUUGGCCACAGAACACUUUUGAUUUUGAAACAUGUUGACAGAGUCAACAAGUCUUUCUUAGGAGAACUGAGAGUAUAAAAGAAACCCAAGUUAAAGAAGGUGCUAGGGGAUUUGGGUAAAAAAUUUGAGGGAAAGAAAUCUGUUUUCAUGCCCAAAAAGUCACAUAAUUUAAGCAUUUUUUUUUUGGUAUUUCAUAUUUAAUUUUUUGGUGGAAACCAUCUCUAAAUACCAGAAAUCUCUAGGAAAAUAUCUUUGCACAUUUCAAUAUGAACAUAGUUUGGGAAAUUCUGACACUUGUUUCCCAAUUAUCAACCAGACAUAACUGUUAAAAACUUUUGGCAAUACAAGUAUAGACACUCCACCUAGUGGUUAUUAAUGAAAAAUUACAGAACUUUAGUUUGCAAGAAUCUCAGCCAUCAUCUAGUUCAACUCAUAUUUAAAACAAAUCUUUACUAUAACAUAUUUCAUCAGUAAAUUUCCAGCCUCUGCUUCAAGACCCCCAAGGCUUAGGGACCCACCACCUUUCAAGGUAGCUCAUUCUCCUUUGGGGUAGUUCUAUUUUUAGGAAGUCUUUCCUCUUGUCAAAUUCAUUUACCUCUUUAAAAUUUACACCCAUUAUUCCUCCUUCUGCCUUCUGACGUCAAACAGAACAUGACUACUUCCACCUCGAAAGGUUACUAUCAUGUUACCCCUGAUUCUUAUUUUCUCCAAACUAACCAGCCCUAGCUCUUUUAGGCAAAUCACUUGAAGGAGUAAUUAUGCUACUCUGGAUAAUUUUCAAUCUUAUUAAUAGUCUGAGUAUUUGAUACCUAGAACCAUGUAGUCUCACAAAAGCAGAACACAGUAGGACCAUUAUCUUCCUGGAAGCUAUGCCUCUUUUCAUCACAUUAGCCUUUUUUGGUUGCCAUGUCACACUGAUUACUUAUAUUGAGCUCCCAGUCCACUAAAAUCCUCACAUAAUUUUUGUUGUUGCUAAGUUUUGCUUCCUCCCAUCUUGUACUUAUGAAGAAGAUUUUUUAAACUCAAGUGUAAGACUUAACAUUUUUUCCUAUUAAAUUUCACGUUAAGAGGUUUAGCUUAAGACUUUCUUUGGAGUCUUGUGUAAGGGUAAAAUUAAUAUGGUUUGAUUAAGUAUGAGUUUUUUAUUAUUACUCAAGUUGGAAUGAUUUUAUAGCAAUUUAUAAAAUAGAGGGAAAGAGUGAAAUUAAGGAAAUGGAGAGAGUAGAUAUUUACUCCAGUCCGGUCUGAACCAGGCAUAGCUUCAGAGGCCCCAGCAAAGGGGGCCCAGAGGUAAAUUAAACAAGGGUUUUAGCUACAAAGCCUCCUCCAAGACAAGAGGGCUCUCCAGAAAAGCCAGGAAAGGGAAUCAGCCUUUUUCACUCACCCACAUGGUAGUUCUAAGGGAAGAUCAAAGAGCAGUCUGAAGACCCCAGCUAGAACUCCAGGGCUGAAGGUGAAAGUGCUGGUCACAGGAAGUUCUUGCCACCUUUAAAGACCCCUCCUUUUGUCACUUCCUGUGCCCUCCUUCCACUUUACAUGGACCAAUUGCAGCUAUAGCUUUGCUUAGAACUGCCCAGGGGUCAGGGCAGUCAGUGGGUUUCUGAUUCGUCACUCACUAUCGCACAUGUGGGUCACAGACCUCCCCCACUUAAGGAUAAGUGGGUUGUAUAUGCUUCUGGUGAUUAAAUCUAAAAAUGGGCAGGGGAGAGUUAAUCCCAUCUUCAUAUUUGACUGUCAUCCCACAUGUUAGUGAUUUCACCCAUAUUCAUGUCUAUAAAUUGUCUGUCUUUAUCUAAGUCAUUGAUAAAAAUGUUGAACAGUGUAGAGACAGGAAUAUAUCCCUAAAGCUCUCUGCUAGAGCCACUCUCUCCUAGUUGACAUCAACCCAUUAAUAACUAGAAUUUGGGUCUGAUCUAUUCAGCAACUCUGAAUCCUCCUAACUGUAAUGAUAGAAUCCAUAUCUGUCUUCCCCAACAUCUCUCCAGAUCUCCAACAAGGGUAGCUUGAACAAUCUUGUUCAAUGAUUUUCCAUAACUAGGCAAACUUUUCAGAGAAGACCCCUGGUCUGCCAAGGCUACCACCAACCAAAAAAUUACCCACACUCACAAACUAGUUGUUAUCCUCAGUUUCCUCCUACCAAUAUUAAAUUUGUUGCCAAGUCUUGUCGAUUUUGUCUUCUCUCCUUUGACACUACCCUGGCAUAGGUCCUCAUCACCUCAUGCUUGGACUAUAAAAACAGUCUACUAUUUGGUCUCUACCACAAGUCUCUCUCCACUCCAGUCUAUCUUCCAUUCAACUGCCAUGGCAAGCUUUUUCAAGCACAGGUCUGACCACGUUACCCUUCUACUCAAUAAACUCCAGUGACACUAUAUUGCCUCCAGGAACAAAUAUAAAAUCCUCUAUUUGGCCUUCCUAACCUUUACUCAUUUUUUGUUUUCUUAUACCUUAUGCCUCCCCUUUCCUCUUUACCCUUCUAUCUCCCCCAUAUGCUCUAUAAUAUAGUGAUACUGGAUUCCUUAUACAAGUCACCACAUCUCCUAAUUUCAGCCAUUAUUACUGGCUCCUCCUGCCCCAUGGCUAAAAUUCUCUCCCCCCUCAUCUUUGCCUCCUUGUUUCCCAGACUUUAGUUCCAGCUAAAAUCUUACCUCUCUACAGGAAGACUUUCUUGGUCCCCCUUAAUUCUAGUGCUUUCCUUUCAUUGAUUAUAGGCAACUUUUCUUGUCUAUAGUUUCUAUGUAGGUGGUUGUUUGUAUGUUGUCUCCUCCAUUAGACUAUGAGCUUCUCCAGUGCUCUUCUUGAAAGCUUUUGCUUUUCUUUGAAUCCCCAGAAUUUAUCACAUUGCCUGUCCCAUUGUUGUUUGUCCUUUGUUUUUGAAGAAGACUAAGGACAUCCUGGGUGAUGUCUUGUGCAUGGAAUAGGAUUAAAGUGAGGCAAAAUGAUGCAAAAUAUCCCUACUUUCUCUUCCUGAGUGAUAGUUCAGGAUGCAGUAUGACUUUGGCAUCCUUGAUGUCUGACCAAGUUUCAAACAUUCCACAGUUCCCACUUCAGGUCAUUGGAACAAAUUAUUCUCAUCUGACCAUUCUACCAGAGGAAGUCUUCAUAUGAUUUGUGUAGAUAUCUCCCUAACUCGCCAAAGGGUUGGUGGCCCAUUGGCAAUGUUUAGCUUGUCUACUUGCAUGGUUCUACCAGACUGUGGCUGCUAUGGAUGUUUCUGCUUCUUAGAGCCACAUGGGAGCAUUGAGUGACAGGUAGAUACUGAAGGUAUAUGAAAAGCUCUCAAAAGAGCUCAGCAAGCCCUGACAGCAAGCCCAGAGGUGCUAGACCUCCUUUAACACCCAUACAAUCUGUGUUUUCAAGUGGGAAUUAUAUAUAUUUCUUGACUAACUACUAGUUUACACAAGGAAACUAGGUUAGUGGCAGAACUUCUGGGGUCCCUGGUUGAAGGACCUGAGAUCAAUCACAGACUAGUGUUAAAGUUGCAUAGAGCAUGAACCAUACCUGGCCUUGGAUUAUAGAAAUUGCAAGAACUAAGUAGGACUUAG